AUGUCAGACGCUCCAGAUGUUGAUGACCGUGUGGAUUACGAGGAUGGUAGCAACAGUGAGAUGGAGGAGGAAGUUGAGGAGGAACAUGUAGAAGAGUAUGAAGAGGAAGAAGAAGUGGUUGUUGAUGAUGAUGGUGGGGAUAGGGAAGAAGGUCAGGAGGAAUUAGCUGAAGAUGAAGACAACAAUAUUAAUAUUGAUAUUGAGACGACAGAAGAUGAAGAAGAAAGGGAAGAGGAUGUUGGAGAAGAGGAUCUGAGGGAUUUAUGUGAACUCUUCGGCGAGAUCUUUGAGGUGAGACUGAUGAAAGAUAUAGAUUCUGGUGAGAGCAAAGGCUAUGCCUUUGUAGGUUUCAAAACGAAAAAUGUUGCACAAAAGGCAAUUGUGGAGUUGCACAGUAAAGAAACCUUAAGAUGCUCAUUUUCUGAAACUAAGAAUAGACUAUUUAUUGGUAACAUCCCAAAGGACUGGACUGAGGAUGAGUUUAGGAAAAUCAUAGAGGGUGUUGGUCCUGAAGUGGAGAAUAUUGAGCUUAUAAAAGUGAAAUCUCUUUAUGUGAAGAAUAUUCCAGAGAAUACAUCAACAGAGGAACUAAAGGAACUGUUUCAGAGAUAUGGAGAAGUUACUAAAGUCGUCACACCUCCUAGAAAGGGUGGUAAACGUGAUUUUGGGUUUGUCCACUAUGCUGAAAGGUCUAGUGCAUUGAAGGCUGUCAAAGACUCCGAGAUAUAUGAAAUCAACGGUCAACUGCUAGAAGUUGUGCUUGCUAAACCCCAGGCUGAGAGGAAACAUGAGCCUUCUUCUUAUGCUUAUGGUGCUACUCCUACUCCUACUCCCUUUUCUCUUCCCACAUUUGGUGGUUUUGCUGCGCCUCCUUAUGGUGCUAUGGGUAUUGUCGGUAGUUUUACUCAGCCAAUGAUCUAUGGUAGAUGA
Eruca vesicaria subsp. sativa (arugula) is the source of this 930-nucleotide messenger RNA. Lineage: Eukaryota; Viridiplantae; Streptophyta; Magnoliopsida; Brassicales; Brassicaceae. The record is from the annotation of a GenBank genome assembly.